This is a messenger RNA of Metarhizium album ARSEF 1941, 2769 nucleotides long. Its product is annotated as potassium transporter. The record is from RefSeq and is a predicted model, not a curated record. Gene Ontology annotation, biological process: intracellular potassium ion homeostasis; potassium ion import across plasma membrane. Bases 1 to 2769 code for a protein of 922 amino acids. Gene Ontology annotation, cellular component: plasma membrane. The transcript is spliced from 3 exons. NCBI's taxonomy places the organism in Eukaryota, Fungi, Ascomycota, Sordariomycetes, Hypocreales, Clavicipitaceae. Gene Ontology annotation, molecular function: high-affinity potassium ion transmembrane transporter activity.
AUGUUGGAAAAAACCGUUUCCCACGUUUGGGGCCAGCUAAAGGCUGUUAAACCUGCGUUUAUGUCCAAGAAACCGCAUUUCAGCUUCAUCACUGCUCAUUACUUUUGGAUUAUUGGGGCAACAAUCGUAGGUUCGAUUGCCAUUUUUGCCGGUGGCAAGGGCGAACUGGCCUACAUUGAUGCGUUGAUGUUUGCCAGCGGUGCGAAUACGCAGGCCGGGCUGAACCCUGUCGACUUGAACCGUCUGAAUGGAUUUCAACAAGCUAUGAUCUAUCUGUUCUCCAUCACUUCAAAUCCGAUCACACUCCAUGGCUUUGUGGUAUUUCUGCGCUUGUACUGGUUUGAGAAACGUUUUCGAAGUUGGGCACGAGAGAUUCGAUCUCGGCGCCGAACUCUGACCAAAUCAAAAUCGAAAGCCCGAAAUGACACGCAUCUCGCUGAGCAAGGCGUCAAUGGUCGAGAUAUCACACUCAUGCCACAUAAUGGCCGAAAACAGAGGAUCACAAACGAUGGCAUUCUCUUGGACGACGGUCAUGAACUCCAGCACAACGCUCAAUUUGCCAACAAGAGUGACGGAAGCGACACAACGACCGCCACCAAUGACCAUCCUGACGUAACUGAGCCCAACUCGUUGGAGAAAUCAGAAGACUCGCCCCAAGAACAUGGAGCUGGCGAUCAUCAGAAGAGUAGCCUCCCAGGCCACACGGCCAUCACUUUUGCAGAUACUGUCAAAAGAAGCGACGGACUGGGCGACGAGGAAACCAAGUUCCCUCAAAGACGGACAAAUGCCGAGCACAUUGCGAUUGUGGAGAGACAGCGCAAUCAAGAUGAUGACGAGGUCCUCCGUAUCCCUGGCCCACGAGAUGCAGAGCGUGGCUUGGGACCUAGACGACUCGAAGCGGGCGACUUGGAUAAAGACGAUAACCGACUUGCGCGUUCGCUGACAGCUGAAACCUCUCCCAAUAAUGCCGCUCAGCCGGGCCCUAUACGCGAACGACAGCCAACGAUCGUCAUUGCUGAACCUGAAAAGCAUCGCCGCCGGGAAGAGAUCGAAGACAAUAUCAAAGCGAUUGGUGGUACCAUGGAUGCUCUACGAUUUCGCAAGCCCCGCAUCUUCAACAAUUCUCAAAACAAGUUUCACGAAGAUGCAGACAAUGCAAGACCGGCCAAACCUGUCCGCACGCGAACACUGGACAAUAUCCGUUCCGUGCUGUCCAGUUCCAAGACCGAAGAUAUGCCAUACCUCUCCUAUACACCUACUAUGGGCCGAAACUCGAAUUUUGUUGGCUUAACUCUGGAACAGCGCGAAGAACUUGGCGGGAUUGAAUAUCGAUCGUUGAGGACACUCGCAGUCGUCCUUUUGGUCUACUUUUGGGGGUUCCAUCUAGUAAUUCUGGCCUGUCUAUUGCCCUUUAUACUGCAUAAUAACCAUUAUGGAGAUAUCGUGAUUGCCGAUGGCGUGUCAAGAACUUGGUGGGGGGUUUUCACAUCUAAUGUUGCCUUUAUGGACGUUGGCUUCACCCUCACACCUGACAGCAUGAUCUCGUUCAACACAUCCGCCUUUUGCCUGAUGGUAAUGUGGUUCUUUAUUAUCAUUGGAAAUACAGGUUUCCCGGUCAUGCUGCGCUUUAUUAUUUGGAUCGCCGCCAAGCUCGCCCCUGUCGGCUCGGGAAUAUGGGAGGAACUUCGGUUUCUACUCGAUCAUCCGCGGCGUUGCUUCACACUAUUGUUUCCCUCUGGUCCAAGCUGGUGGUUGUUUUGGAUCCUGGUUGUGCUGAACGCCGUCGACUUGUUAUUUUUCAUGGUUCUCGAUCUUGGCGGCGAGCCUAUUGCUAAGCUGAGUGUUAGCAACCGGGUUGUCAUUGGCUUUUUUCAAGCUGCGUCCACAAGAACAGCUGGCUUCUCUGCCGUUGCCAUGUCGCAGAUUCACCCGGCAAUUCCAGUUCUCUACCUGAUCAUGAUGUACAUUUCCGUCUUUCCUAUCGCUAUUUCCAUUCGUCGCACAAAUGUCUACGAGGAGAAGUCUCUUGGCAUGUACCAGCCGAGUCAUGUGGAAGACGACCAGGAUGCCAGUGCUUUGUCCUAUGUUGGGACUCAUCUGCGUCGCCAACUGUCCUUCGACUUGUGGUACGUCUUCCUGGGAUUUUUCAUCAUCACUAUCAGUGAGGGUGCAAAGAUUGUGGCGGGCAGAUUCUCCUUGUUCGACAUUCUCUUCGAAGUCGUGAGCGCUUAUGGUACUGUGGGGCUGAGCAUGGGUGCCAUCGGGGUCAAUGCCUCUCUAUGCUCCCAAUUCUCUGUCAUUGGUAAGCUGGUUAUCGUGGCCAUGGAAAUUCGUGGUCGUCAUCGCGGCCUGCCCUAUGGUCUCGACAGGGCUAUCCUUCUUCCCAGCGAGUCAAGGUUUAAGAAAGAAGCAGAAGAGCAAGAAGCAGCAUUGGCGAGAACUAACACAGCUAUCACACAUGGAACAACUGCAUCUGGCAUUCAGCGUCAAGACACCAAUUUGACUCGGACUCGGACUCCAAGCCACGAGCAUAUCCGAGUCAACAGCAACAUUGUUGCGAAAUUGCUACAUCCUGGACCUGUUGUUCAGCGGGAGGGCCCAUCGCAUCAGCGCAUGAGCUCUACAGACGUCCAUGGUCAUCCUCUCGGGCCGGCGAGAACUGUUUCUCAGCCCAAUCCCGACGACGAACAAAUAGAUGAAUUGGCUCCGUUGCCCAGUACUGGAUCAAGGCCAUGGAAUCGGAGAGCAGAUUCUUCCCCAGUGUCUUAG